AUGGACACGAAGGCGGCCCUGGAACGGAGAAGUUGGAGAGGAGUAACAAUUAGAGGAGCCGAAGAACGCGAGGGUCCAAGACGGCGUGUCGCCGGAGAAGUGGUUAACCUGCCAACAACAACAGCAGCACACCGAUUUUGGGAAUUAAGGGGUUUCAAUUUGGGAAUUCAGGGUUUCAAUUUUGGUAGAGAUGUCGUGAGAACGGGGGAGAAGAUCGCUAGAAAGGCUGGUAACAAGAUAGGAUAUAGUGAUAGUGGUUCACCUCAGCAGCACAUAGCAAAGAAUACAGUAUUCGACUAA
Molecule: messenger RNA, 300 nt
Organism: Fraxinus pennsylvanica
Lineage: Eukaryota; Viridiplantae; Streptophyta; Magnoliopsida; Lamiales; Oleaceae
Source: the annotation of a GenBank genome assembly